AUGAAGGUGAAGUGGUGCAGAGAAAUAAAUGUUCAGGCCAGAAAAAUCGCUUUCGAGGAGAUAAGAAGAGAGGCUUUGAUGAGAAACAAAGUUCUACUGAAAGUCAGGGAUGAUGGCUACUACAACAAGUUGACUAAAGAAAAUCUUAAUAUAGAACUUAAGAAAAUACAUGAAGAAAUUAAUGAUAAUGUUGAGGAAAUGAGAGAAAAGCUUAACAAGUAUCAGCAUCAAAGGCACUGGCUUCUCUGGCAUGUUCAUUCCACAAUUGCAAAUUAUGGCCACAUGUUGUUUUGUUUUCCAGAACUUUAUGAUCCUGCCAUACAUGUGACGAGAGGGGAAAUGUUGGAGAAGACUGGGAAAGAUGUUGAUGUUCAAGCGACAGUAGAGGGGCCUCAACUGUACAUCUUAGGUCAGAGCAAGUCAACAGCUGAAGACCAGAUGAAAUGCAUUCUAUCACGCCAAGAAGAUCUCAGGGAUCUCAAGAACCCCACUGAGACAGAUUCAGGCAUUGAGGUGUGCGAUAUCAUGAGAUUCAUGAAUGGUGAUAACCCUGACACAGAAAUGGAAGAUGGAACCCAGCAUGGUGGAGACUAUGGAUGCCCAGGCUGUGAUGGCAACAUUAACUCCAGCUAUGACCUUCAAUACAAGAUCCAAAGAACAUACAAAACACUGGAAUGCAAAAGAAACCUAGUUCUUUCUAGACCUGCUGGAAGAAAAGGAAGAUUACACCUCUUUAAAAAUAUGAAAGUUGGUGAGCUGAAAGAAGAGUUAAAAGGGAGAGGAAGGUCUGGUGAAGGUAAAAGAAAGGAGCUGCAAAAAGAAUUAUCAGGCAUUCUGGGAAGAACAACAAGACUUCCAGCCUUACUGCACCCUGGUGAUGUCUCUGUGGAGGAACUUAACCUACAAAGAUAUGAAGUGCUGUUCUUUGAGGCUCUGCACUGCUCGAUGAAUCAUAUCAAGAAUGCGUUGCAAGAGCUACCACAUCACAUCACUGACAUUGACUCUCUCAUUAAACUAAAGUAA
Porites lobata is the source of this 1023-nucleotide messenger RNA. The record is from the annotation of a GenBank genome assembly. Lineage: Eukaryota; Metazoa; Cnidaria; Anthozoa; Scleractinia; Poritidae.